AUUUGCUGUUACCAUAAUGGAAUCCAAACAUUUCUGUUUCUUAAGGUAGUGGGUGUUGGAUACAAAGCAAGAGCUGAAGCAGAAGGACGCCUCUUAUUUCUCAAAUUGGGAUAUAGUCAUGAGGUUGAACUCACGGUUCCUCCCGCUGUUCAUGUUUUCUGCUUCAAGAACAAUGUAGUUUGUGGCACUGGAAUUGACAAGAAAAGGGUGCACCAGUUUGCUGCUUCUGUUCGUAGCUGCAAACCUCCUGAAGUUUACAAGGGCAAGGGUAUAAUGUACAUUGAUGAAGUGAUCAAGAGGAAACAAGGAAAGAAAUCAAAAUGAUGGGGAGCAAUUCUGCAUGAUACUGAUAGCAAAUUGUUUCUGUUAAUGGCCUUAUUAUUAUUAUAUGCAAGAUAAAUAAUGUUUACUGAUAUAAAAAUGGUUUAAAUUGUGACCUUUGUUUCGCAUGCCAGUGAAUGUUGGUGAAA
Messenger RNA from Hevea brasiliensis (rubber tree), 470 nucleotides. Its product is annotated as 60S ribosomal protein L6, mitochondrial-like. Gene Ontology annotation, biological process: translation. NCBI's taxonomy places the organism in Eukaryota, Viridiplantae, Streptophyta, Magnoliopsida, Malpighiales, Euphorbiaceae. The transcript has a single exon. Gene Ontology annotation, cellular component: ribosome. Gene Ontology annotation, molecular function: structural constituent of ribosome; rRNA binding. The annotation marks the transcript as partial. The record is from RefSeq and is a predicted model, not a curated record.